UGCCCGGCUUUCAUUUUCCCCCUCCAUCUACAAACGAUGGCGUCCGCCAGCACGGCGAGCAGGGUCUCAUGCGGGAGGGAUAUAAGUUGUAUUCCCGAGGUGGCCGAUACCCUCGCUGCGGUCGCGAAACUCGGUUUCGACUUUCUCUGCAUGCCUCUCUUCCAUCCCCGGUUCCGGAGAGAGUUUGAACUGGAACCUGCUAAAGCUAGACCCGGAGCUCAGACGCGCUCUGACCUGCUGCUGUGUGGUAGAGACUGGAAUACUCUUAUUGUGGGAAAACUCUCGCCAUGGAUAGAGGCAGACUCCGAGCUGACCACAGAGCGCAGGAAUUCAGAGGCAGCACUGGUGCAGGAGCUGAAUUUCUGUGCCUAUCUGGGCCUGCCAGCCUUCAUGAUCCCCCUGAAGGGCCAACGAUGUGCCAACCUUGCCCGGGUCCUGCUCAACCACAUCCACACAGGACACCACUCCUCCAUGUUCUGGAUCCGAGUUCCGCUGCUGGACCCCGAGGACACUCGUGAAGACCUCAUUGAGAACGAGCCCUCCAAACAAAUGGAUGACUCUAGCAGCGAGGAAAAGACUUGGGGCUGGUGGCACUCGUUUCGAACCCUCUGUGACUACAACAAGAGGAUUUGCCUCGCUAUUGAGAUCGGGGCAGACAUGCCCUCCGAUGCGGUGAUCGACAAGUGGCUCGGUGAGCCAAUCAAAGCCGCCAUCCUUCCCACCAGCAUAUUUCUGACCAAUAAGAAGGGAUUUCCAGUCCUGUCAAAAGCCCACCAGCGAAUCAUAUUCCGCCUCUUCAAGCUGGAGGCCCAGUUCAUAUUUACAGGCACCAGCCGGCACAGUGAGAAGGAUUUCCGCUGCUACCUGCAGUACCUGGAACACCUGAACCAGAAUCGGCCGGCCCCCAACGCCUACGAGAUGUUCGCCAAGGGUUACGAGGACUACCUGCAGUCCCCGUUACAGCCUCUAAUGGACAAUUUGGAGUCACAGACAUACGAAGUCUUUGAAAAAGACCCCAUUAAAUAUUCGCAGUACCAGCAGGCGGUGUAUAAAUGUCUUCUAGACCGAGUUCCAGAAGAACAAAAAGAAAGCCGCGUACAGGUUCUGAUGGUACUCGGCGCCGGCCGAGGUCCCCUGGUUAAUGCCUCGCUCCGCGCCGCCAAACAGGCCGACAGGAAGUUGCGUGUGUACGCCGUAGAGAAGAACCCCAACGCUGUCGUCACUCUAGAGAACUGGAAGUUCGAGGAAUGGGGAGAUCAGGUGACUGUUGUAUCCUGUGACAUGCGGGAGUGGGAGGCACCGGAGAAAGCGGACAUCGUAGUUAGUGAGCUUCUGGGAUCCUUUGGCGACAACGAGCUAUCCCCCGAGUGCCUGGAUGGAGCACAGCACUUCCUGAAAGACGACGGCGUGAGCAUUCCCAGCUCCUACACCUCGUUCCUGGCACCGCUGUCGUCCUCGAAGCUGUAUAACGAAGUGCGCAGCUGUCGAGAAAGAGACAAGGACCCCGAGUGCCACUUUGAGACUCCGUAUGUUGUGAGGCUGCACAACUUCCACCAGCUGGCUGAUCCAAAGCCGUGCUUCACGUUCGUGCACCCCACCACAGAUAUGAACAACAACAGAUACCAGUGUCUGCGCUUUACUGUGGCCUGCAACUCGGUGCUUCACGGUUUCGCUGGCUACUUUGAGACCACACUGUACAAGGACGUGAUGCUGAGUAUCCGGCCAGAGACUCACUCCCCGGGAAUGUUCUCCUGGUUCCCCAUCCUCUUCCCACUUAAACAACCCGUUCCCCUGGCCGGAGGUGAUGAUGUGGGCGUGAAGUUCUGGAGGUGUAACAAUGGGAAGAAAGUGUGGUACGAGUGGGCGGUGACCGAACCUGUCUGCUCUGCCAUCCACAACCCGGCGGGACGCUCCUACACAAUUGGGUUAUAGGGAGACCACACGCACACAAAACAUGGAUUAAACGUACUUUUUUAUACACCUGUUCUCAUGUGUGGUGUAGAUGGGAGACUUCGUUGUUGUUGUUGUUGUUGUUGUUGUUGUUAUUGAUUUUUUGAUUUUAUUUUUUUUUUUAUUACUGACAUACUGACACUUCCACCCAGGGUGUGUACUGGCAUGAUGAUGAUGACAUUGUCAGUUUCACACAUUCAUUUUUGUACUUGUUUACACAAAGUCGGGCUCGACAUCCGAGAUGCCCUUUAAAAGAACUAAAAGCUCACUGGUGUUCGUUCUACUUUCAAAAUUGUUAACACUGAGGAAGGCAGAUCUGAGUCAUGCGAUACUGAAAUAAAUUAUGUCUUGUCUGGA
Messenger RNA from Electrophorus electricus (electric eel), 2307 nucleotides. RefSeq names its product protein arginine methyltransferase 5 (gene prmt5). Gene Ontology annotation, cellular component: cytosol; nucleus. Gene Ontology annotation, biological process: regulation of DNA-templated transcription; peptidyl-arginine N-methylation. Lineage: Eukaryota; Metazoa; Chordata; Actinopteri; Gymnotiformes; Gymnotidae. The record is from RefSeq and is a predicted model, not a curated record.